Molecule: messenger RNA, 979 nt
Organism: Acaromyces ingoldii
Lineage: Eukaryota; Fungi; Basidiomycota; Exobasidiomycetes; Exobasidiales; Cryptobasidiaceae
Exons: 4
Coding region: 28-636 (202 amino acids)
Biological process (GO): mitochondrial translational termination
Cellular component (GO): mitochondrial large ribosomal subunit
Molecular function (GO): translation release factor activity
Source: RefSeq, a predicted model, not a curated record
CUUCGCCGCGUUGCUUGCUAGGAUGCCAUGCUCUUCGCAUCGCUGAGGAGCUUGGUCACACCUCAUGCGGUAGCCAGGGCGUCUUUCGCUCGUUUUAGCUCCUCUCUCGCAAAUUUGUCUGCGGAAGAGGUGGAAAGGAUCAAGCAACGAGCUCGCUGGGCACAGGAACAUCUCGCGCCUCACGAGAUACCAAAAACCUGGUUAGACGUCUCUUUUGCGAGAUCCGGCGGACCCGGAGGACAGAAUGUCAACAAGGUCAAUACAAAGGCCGAGAUCAGGCUGGACCUGAACAAGGCCACCUCUGGUGCCGAUGCUGUCGUCGAGAAGAUGCCAAGAAGCGCCGUUCAGCAUCUGACAAAAUCUUCGCCAUAUUACAAAGCCUCGACACACUCGCUCUUCGUCACUUCCACGAAAACGCGCAGCCAGGCCAACAACCUUGAAGAUGCCAUGUCAAAGCUCAAAAACCAUAUGGUCGAGCUGCUUACGGAAGACGUACCGGGCGAAACGUCCGAGGAGCAGAGAAACCGAGUUAAGGGGCUGAUAGGUCGGGACAAGGCCAAAACACGGAAGACCAAAGAGAGACGAGGAGAUGUCAAAAAGUCGAGGAAGAUUGGCAAGGAAUCUCUGGCAUACUAAACAAGGAUCAAAAUUAGAGAUGAGAAUAAUUACAAGUCCAAGUCCACUGAGCUCUUAGCCGGUGGCGAGCUUCUUGAGGCCAGCCUCGCUGCCGCUAUGGGUGCGCAAGGAGAGUCAGUUAACGGACGUAGAUCAGCCAAGUCGUAUCUGCUCACUUGAAGACGUCCUGGUCACCAGGGAAGGUGCCCGAGUCAGCCCACUGCCAAAUGGUCUCGUAAGGCCAGCCACCUGGGAUCGUGCCGAUGGUCGACGAUUGGUAAUGAGCGAGAUUGAGGGGCGAGUUUGCGCUGAACGCCUUUGAGUUGCCCGCUGAAUUGGUGUUGAGAAUAUUAUUCAUUGGUGG